AUGCUCCUGGUCAAGCACCGGCUCAUACAGGUUAGCCCGGUGCACGCGAGAGCGAUCUUGGGACUAGACGUCGAAAAAGCCUUUGAUCGCACAGAGUACAAGGCCAUCCUCGAGAUCCUCUCCGAGUUGGGGUUGGGCGAGAGGGUUUUCAGCAUAUUCAAGGCUUUUCUCAGGGAUAGGCAAGCUAGCCUCACGCUGGGAGAACUAAAAUCGAAGGUGAUGAACCUGGGAAACAGGGGCACCCCGCAAGGGGGAGGCCCCUCGCCCAUGUUAUUUAACCUAGCAAUGGCCAGAGUCGCAAGGAAACUGGAGCGGAUAGAAGGUAUACGCUUUGCAAUAUACGCCAGUGACCUAACCAUAUGCGGCGCCAACGGUAAUGUAGGCCAAAAGGAGACUAGACUGCAGGAGACCAUACAAACCGUGGAAAGCACACUAGGCAAGAUGGGAAUAAACUGUUCGGCGGCAAAAUCGGAGCUUUUGGUUGUAAAAGUCGAGGCAGGGUUCAAAGACCCCGGGACUAGAUCCCCGGGGAGGAACCCAAGGUUACCUUGA
Dermacentor silvarum is the source of this 552-nucleotide messenger RNA. RefSeq lists its product as uncharacterized. The coding region runs from base 1 to 552 and encodes 183 amino acids. Lineage: Eukaryota; Metazoa; Arthropoda; Arachnida; Ixodida; Ixodidae. The transcript has a single exon. The record is from RefSeq and is a predicted model, not a curated record.